CCGUCGCUCUUUCACCGUCAUAGACGUUUCGAGCGUGUAGAAGGAGCGACACAUCUGUAAUCUCGUCGCUAACGUCGUCGCGCAAUUUCGAAAUCUCGCGUUUCGCGCGAGAUCGAACGAAUCUUCGCGCGAUCGCGCCUCGACUUCACAGAAACGAGCUUGAUAAUCGGCCGAUCGUGUCUCCCCACCGGGAACUUUCCGUCGACGUAAUUUCGGAAACGGAGGAGGAGAUUUGGCGCGAUUGUGUUGGUGACGCGCGGCUCUUCUUCGAUUUCGCCGAGCACGAAUGAAUCUUUCUAAAAGUGCGACCAUGUUCGCGUUUGUGUUCGAAUAGUGCUCGAGUCCUCGUCUAUGUUAAACUGUGAAGCGUCUCAUGUGACUGUCUCAUGUGACGUGCCUGAGACGCCUCGCGACUGUCAGUUUCUAGGUCCGCCGUGCGGGCUGGAGCGGUAAGGGGAAGUAAGGAGGCGUAGCUCUCAGAAAUCGGCCCGAUCGUGCAAAUUAUAAAGGAUAAGACUGUUGAGGUACGCGAUGGAUACGGAAAAUCGGCGAACAUUCGAUCUGAUCGACUGGAUCGUGUUCGUCGGAUUGCUGGGCAUCUCCGCGCUCGUAGGCGUCUAUCAAUGUUACGCGUCCAGGAAGAAAGCGGACGCGGUGGGAGAAUAUCUCGUGGGCGGUCAAAGGAUGUCUAUAUUUCCGAUCAGCAUGUCGCUAAUAGCAAGCUACGUGUCGGGCAUAGCGAUGCUGGGAUUGCCGGCCGAAAUGUACGUGUACGGCACGCAAUUGUGGUCCGUCGUGAUUGCGGACACCUUCGUUUCCGUGACGAUGGUGGUCGUUUACUUGCCGGUCUUCUAUGGGCUACGAAUUACGUCGUCCUAUGAGUACUUGGAGUUAAGAUUCAAUCGAGUGGUUAGACUCCUGGGCUCAGUUAUUUUCAUCAUCAAAAUGCUACUUUACAUACCGCUGGUGAUAUACGUACCGGCGCUAGCCUUCAAUCAGGCUACCGGGAUCGACCUCUACACGAUCGCCCUGCUGGUCUGCGCGGUGUGCAUCUUCUACACGACGCUGGGUGGCUUGAAGGCGGUCGUGUGGACGGAUACCAUUCAGACGGUGAUGAUGUUCGGUGCCAUUAUCGUCGUCGUCGUACUCGGCACCAACAGGGUCGGCAGCGUGGCGGAGGUGUGGAAGAGGAAUUACGAUACUGGAAGAAUUGAGUUCUUCAACAUGGAUCCGGAUCCUACGGUGAGGCAUACAUUUUGGACCGUGGUGCUUGGCAGUUAUUUAAACUGGCUAGCCACGUGCUCGGUAAAUCAAGCGAUGGUGCAGAGAUGCCUGGCGAUGCCGAAUCUGAAGAAGUCCAACGUGGCGAUUAUGAUAAUGGCCGUAGGUAUAAUCAGCAUCGUCUCGUUGUGUUGCUACACGGGGAUCGUCAUCUUCGCAGCCUUCUACGAGUGCGAUCCGGUCACGACGAAGCAAAUACGGAAACCCGAUCAGCUGUUGCCGUACUUUGUGAUGGAAUUAUCGCACGCGAUACCAGGCUUGCCAGGACUGUUCGUCUCCGGCGUGUUCAGCGCAGCGUUGAGCACAAUGUCGACCGGAUUGAAUUCCAUGUCGGGCGUGAUCUACGAAGACAUGAUCAAGCCGUGUCUCCGUAAUCCGAUCUCCAACGUCGGCGCGAGCCGCAUAAUGAAAGCCACGGUUGCGAUAAUAGGAGCCAUUUGCGUAGGCCUGGUCUUUAUGGUGGAGAAACUGAGCGGUCUGAUUCAGGCCGGCAGAAGCUUGUCGGGUAUAACCGCGGGGCCUCUACUCGGAAUGUUCACGUUGGGCAUGUUCUUCCCGAUGGCCAAUUCCACGGGAGCACUGGUCGGUGCGUUAGUCAGUCUCAACCUGGUCGCUUGGAUCUCUUUCGGCACGCAAGCUGCGAUCUCCAGCGGAUCGAUUUAUUUCCCUGUGAAACCGGUGUCGGUGGAAGGCUGUUCCGAGUCGCUGAGGAGCACCGCUGGAAAUCUCACGCUGAUCAUCGAGAACGCCGUCAGGGAACAGCCCUUCUUUCUGUACAGAAUGUCAUAUCUCUGGUACACAUGGGUGGGUUUCCUAACUACGAUUCUGAUGGGGCUGGUGGUCUCGUGGUUCACGGGCCUGUAUAAGUACAAUUGCACGGACAAGAGGCUAUUUACACCCGUUAUACACGGCUUCUUACGCUCGCAGAAUUCUCCGAAAGCGGAUGAGGCUGAACUUACGAGAACGGCGAACGACGCAAGCGACACGACGACGCAGAUCUCUUCGAAAUGCUAGCGACCGACUCGGCUCGACCGCUGACUCACAAGAUUUACGCGUACAUUCGCGGGGAUUAUUAAAUCUAAACUCGUCCACAAGUUUGCUUUCGACUAGUUUCGAUAUUUCGUAAAAUUAUUGAUAUUGCGGAGCAAGUGGCGCCGUCGUUACUUCGUUUCUUUCUGAUUUAAUCGUCCUUCGUGCAUAAUCAUCGAUUAAUCAUAAUGCAUGCAGGACAAAACUACGACAUCGAGUAUUUCCCCUUACACGCGCGCGCAAAUUAAUUAAUGUUAAAUAAACUAUCAUAUACAAACCUAGGCAGUGAGAUGCAAUGUUACCAAACGAGAUGUUCCAUCGUGCACGAUGAGCACCUCUCGCGGUUGAUUAAAUUUAAUUAGACCGACGGGAAAUAAUAUACAAUAUGACUAAAAGACGUUACUCGGGAUAUCAACCGCAUGUCUACUCGUGCAAAUGUUUAUCGUGAGGAUAAUUUCUGCCGUAGCCUGCGCUUCGCAACCUUCGCGGAUAAUAAACGUCAUAAAAUCCACUAAAGGAUUGAGAAGCAAUUAUACUUGCAAAUCCUAUAUACACACACACAAACACA
Messenger RNA from Harpegnathos saltator (Jerdon's jumping ant), 2878 nucleotides. RefSeq names its product sodium-coupled monocarboxylate transporter 1. Bases 532 to 2295 code for a protein of 587 amino acids. The transcript has 15 exons. Gene Ontology annotation, cellular component: membrane. Lineage: Eukaryota; Metazoa; Arthropoda; Insecta; Hymenoptera; Formicidae. The record is from RefSeq and is a predicted model, not a curated record. Gene Ontology annotation, molecular function: symporter activity. Gene Ontology annotation, biological process: sodium ion transport; transmembrane transport.